AUGUUUCCGACAGGACAGGGACGCAUGAAUCAAUUGGGAGGCGUCUUCAUCAACGGCCGACCGCUACCGAAUCACAUUCGCCUGAAAAUUGUCGAAAUGGCAGCGGCUGGAGUCCGCCCUUGCGUGAUAUCGCGACAACUUCGCGUCUCUCACGGCUGCGUUUCGAAAAUUUUGAAUCGCUACCAGGAAACUGGCUCCAUUAGACCGGGCGUCAUCGGUGGUAGCAAGCCGAGGGUAGCAACCCCUGAAAUCGAGGCGAGGAUAGAAGAAAUGAAAAGGGACAAUCCGGCAAUCUUCUCGUGGGAAAUCAGAGAAAAAUUGGUGAAGGAAGGUUUCUCAGACCCUCCAAGUGUCAGCUCCAUCAGCAGGUUACUUCGCGGUGGACGACCUGGUGAUGAUGGGAAAAAGGACUACACCAUCGAUGGUAUACUAGGCGGCGGUCGUUGUGGUGAUGAAUCCGAUACGGAAAGCGAACCUGGAAUUCCUCUAAAGCGAAAGCAACGGAGAAGCAGGACGACAUUCACUGGGGAACAACUAGAACAACUGGAGACAGCGUUCCAGCGUGCUCAGUAUCCGGACGUUUAUGCUAGGGAAGAAUUGGCUCAGAGGACUGGUCUCACGGAAGCAAGAAUUCAAGUGUGGUUCAGCAAUCGCAGAGCGCGACUACGAAAGCAUGCAGGAAGCAUAGUUCACUCGGUAGCAAACUUGCCAUUGACUCCCUGUCAAUAUGCGAGCCACGAGCUUGCGCAAAUACCACAGGUCCCUCAAAUACCAUCUGGAAUAACGCAAGUUCCAACCACGUUGCACCAUAGCCCAACGACGUUGCAACAAGCAAGCACCGCUGUUCAUCAGGUUCCAGGAACCAAUGCACAGUUGUCAACCACCACUUCCGUGGCCCAAGUGCCUUCCACGAUCGGUAGUGCCCUUCAAGGGCACGCGGUGUCGAUUUCGGGACAUUUGAGUUCUUUACAAGGACACGCAAUGCAACUUGGACAAGUACCGACGAUUCAGCCUCCUGCGGCUCACGGGGCACCUACGACCCUCUCUCAUAACCCUGGUAACACCGAUUGGUCCAGGGCGCAACUCGGCUGGGGACAGUUCAAUCACUUCCAAGGUGAAUAUACGUCGAGUCAUUCGAGUCAUCAACAUUCCUCGCACGCGAGUCAUGCUGGUACACCGUCUUCUGGUACCGGGAAUUCUGCAUCGGCGGCGGAGUGGUACGACCAGGGCUACGAUUAUUCCCAACACGCUCAGUUGAACUAUCAUCGAAGCGUGGGCGGCAUAUUUUAACGGACGAUGAUUGCAUGGGCAUUAGUAAAAGUCAGUUAGGUAUCGAUCGACGUUUUAUUGCGCAUUAUGGGUUUCGCCUUCUGGAGAACUUUCCGGUUCUCCAUCUUCUUCUUCAAUAAUCCCUGUGAGUUUAGCAAGUUUGCUUUGUCUUUACUUUAGACACUCGAGAUAUCUGAGAAAUAAAAAUAAGGAAAAUGGAUAAAGGUGGAUUUAGAUAUGUUCUGCUUGUCUCUUGUGGUCUUCGAGUUAUAUUGUACAUUUUGUAAAUAAUGCAAGAUAGAAUGCGGCAUUUACACUGUUGGGCAAGAGUUUUAAAUCGCUGUACAUUCCAAAGAAUGACAAAGCUUUCAACAGAGUUCUUAAUGAAGAGUAAGCGACGUGGCAAUAUGUUGGCACAAUACGCAUUUUAGUGCUGUAUUAAUAUAACAUUAAUUGUAAUAUAGUUAGCAUAAGUCGUAUGAGCAUCAAAGAAUAAUCUGUAAAAUAUAGAAAGAAAUUAUUUAUUAAAUUAAUAGUUGUUUUAUUUAAAAAAUUAAUAUUUUGUAUUUAACAUCGUCCCUAAAUUAGAGAAAAAGCGUGGUAUAGGAAACAUUGAAACGUUUUCAGUACAGGAAUGCAAUCGCUUAUUAAUUAGAUGAAGAAUAAAAAUUAAUGUUUGUAUCGAAAAAUUUCGUAAAAAUUUCGAGAUGUGUCUAUUUUUGUAAAUAAAUCGAUAUAUUUUUA
This is a messenger RNA of Bombus impatiens (common eastern bumble bee), 2013 nucleotides long. Its product is annotated as protein gooseberry-neuro-like. NCBI's taxonomy places the organism in Eukaryota, Metazoa, Arthropoda, Insecta, Hymenoptera, Apidae. The transcript has 5 exons. Gene Ontology annotation, molecular function: RNA polymerase II cis-regulatory region sequence-specific DNA binding; DNA-binding transcription factor activity, RNA polymerase II-specific. Gene Ontology annotation, biological process: regulation of transcription by RNA polymerase II; anatomical structure development. The record is from RefSeq and is a predicted model, not a curated record. Bases 1 to 1290 code for a protein of 429 amino acids.